Messenger RNA from Procambarus clarkii (red swamp crayfish), 2044 nucleotides. RefSeq names its product Sorting nexin 21 (gene Snx21). Gene Ontology annotation, biological process: protein transport. Gene Ontology annotation, molecular function: phosphatidylinositol phosphate binding. NCBI's taxonomy places the organism in Eukaryota, Metazoa, Arthropoda, Malacostraca, Decapoda, Cambaridae. Gene Ontology annotation, cellular component: early endosome membrane. The record is from RefSeq and is a predicted model, not a curated record.
CCCACCCAAUGGGCCGGGGUGCGCAUGGCACUGGCGCCGCGGUCGUGAACAUCAGCUGGUGGUACUGAGUGGCCCCCAGUGGCACUGUGUGAACCCCCGGUGGCACUGGGUGAACCCUCGGUGGCACUGCGUGACCCCCGGUGGCACUGUGUGACCCCCAGUAGCACUGUGUGACCCCCCGGUGGCACUGUGUGAACCCCCGGUGGUACUGUGUGACCCCCCAGUAGCACUGUGUGACCCUCGGUGGCACUGUGUGAACCCCCGUUGGUACUGUGUGACCCUCGGUGGCACUGUGUGACCCUCGGUGGCACUGUGUGAACCCCUGGUGGCACUGUUUGACCCCCAGUGGCACUGUGUAGCAGGCCCCUUGCUGGCCCGGACGACACCGCUCACCAUGAGCUGUGGGAGUGAUGCUGGGGUGGUGUGAGGCUGCUGCAGGCUCAGGUAUAGCCUCCCUCUCCAAGCCCCAGCACUAUCUCUCGUAAUAUUUUCCAGCUGAUACCACCACAAUGGAUACAGAUGAAGAUAUCAGUGCAUUGGAAGAAGAGGAAGAGGAGGUUGCACUUCUGUGCCAUUCAAAUCUAACCUGUGAACUGGAGCUGUCACAUCCAUGCUCUUCCCCAGAACCAUCUUGUUCUUCUCCGUGCAACUCUGAACCAUCAUGCCGUCCCACACAGAGCUCAACUACAUCACUGGAAGAUCUUCUUUCUUCAGACAUUGACGAUGAUCCUGUAACCUCACUAGCUUCACGGGUAUCAUCAUAUACUCUCCCGAUAAACAGGAGAGAACACAAGACUGUGGUCAGAUAUGUUAUCCAGUCAGCACGUACACAAAUUACUAAGGAAGAAAAGUUUGUGGUGUACACAGUUGAGGCCCAGAGAUUUCUGCAGUACUCAGAAGGGGAGGAAAAUAUAUCAUACAAACCAUUAUUGAAGAAAUUUGCUACCUUUGAACGACGAUAUUCAGAGUUCCUCACUGUGUAUAGUGCAUUGAUGACCUCUCACAGAUCACUAAUGGAGGAUUUUGAUGGCUUUCCCAAGAAAGUUAUUAUAGGAAACUUUAGCAUGGAUGUGAUUACCGAACGUUGCAAAGGAUUGGCACGUUUUAUGAAUUUUGUCCAGGACGAGGGUGUGCUGAGUCGUACAGCUGUCUUUUCCAAGUUUUUGUACCAUCCUGAGGUAAUGAUGAGCAAUAACCUUCUCCUCCAGUCCCAGUUUGAAGAAGCAUGUCCUAUUCUAGAAAAUACAUACAUUCUUCUCAGUAGCCUUCACUGGGACACUGGACUUACCCUUCGAACUCUCUGUCAGUUGAUUGUUAGUCUACAUGCUGUGAGCAAUUUUGAAAGGUCCUACAUGUUUGCCCAGGUUGCUCUUCAUAAAUUUAAGUCGCCUAGUAACAAGAAGAUUGGAAAAGGUCUUUAUCUUCCACUUCUUAUCUUUUGUGAUAACCUUUGGCAUGUAUUGGGGAAGGAUGGAAAUUAUAUUAAGAGCAAAAUUCAACUCGUACGAAAACAAAAGAGGCAGGACGAGUGUAUACCAAACUUGCUUGAUGUGCUUCGGGAUGAAAUUGCUCUACGGACUCUGCACUGAACUUCUGGCCUAUUUGUUCCUAUUUGGUAGUUUUAUAUGAUGACCAGACUUCAGCAAUGAAGCCCCAUGUUAAAUGACAGAUUAAGAAUUAAAUCAGAUUUUUUUUAAAUUUAAUUUCAACAUUUAAAACUACAAAUAUUCUUAAUUUAUUUUCAUUAGCUUACCAUUCAUUCAUGGUGCUAUUGGCUUUCCGCUGUGGAAUACAGUGCGUCAUAUUUCAAGAGUAAAUGACACAGUAGUAGUAGUAGGCAUCCAUCAGUCUCGGUAGACAAUGGAGUUGUGCUCUGGUUGUCGGUCAGAUGUGGCCUCUCCAGGGCGCAAAGCCAGGGUAGGUUGAUGCAGAGGAUUAUUAAAUUGUUACAUGGAGGAUUAUAAAAAUAUUAUAAUAUAUAAACAAUAACACAGCAUUGUUUAUAUAUUAUAAUAUUUUUCCUGCUAUAGAUUGCAGAGCAAGG